Messenger RNA from Amblyraja radiata (thorny skate), 2052 nucleotides. RefSeq names its product disintegrin and metalloproteinase domain-containing protein 19-like. Lineage: Eukaryota; Metazoa; Chordata; Chondrichthyes; Rajiformes; Rajidae. Gene Ontology annotation, molecular function: metalloendopeptidase activity; integrin binding. Gene Ontology annotation, biological process: proteolysis; integrin-mediated signaling pathway; innate immune response. The record is from RefSeq and is a predicted model, not a curated record. Bases 1 to 2052 code for a protein of 683 amino acids. The transcript has 19 exons.
AUGACAAUCACCAGAUACAGGGUGCACAAGUUCCUCAUUCCAGAAAGGUUUCAGGUAUCGUACUAUGAUGCUAAUGGAACUUUGGCAACGGAAGAAAACAGCACCUUGAAUCGAUGUUAUUAUGAGGGGACGGUGCGAGGAUAUUUUGGUUCCCAAGUCGCAGCAAGUAUAUGUUCAGGACUCAGAUACUUCCUGACUUGCUACGUGUUUCCAUUAGUGUCCAAAAGAGAGCUAAUCCUCAUCUUUUUCUCUUUUGUUGGAGUCAGUGCUCUAAUUAUUCUUACGAAUGAGAGUUAUGUUAUUGAGCAUCUUGAGGGAGAUGUACAUGGUUACCACCUGGCAUUUAAAUCUGAGCAUGUGAAGUUAAAGGAGAAGAAGUGCAGCAGCAGCAGGCACCUAACUGCAGAACGUACUCAACGGCCAGUUCGGUUGAAAAGGUCCCUUGGGUCAGAAAUGAAGUACUUGGAGUUGGUCCUUGUGGCAGACAGAGUAGAGUAUCAGAGUGCAUUCAACAGCAAACGAAAAGUGAUCAGUCGAUUAGCAAAUGCUGUUAGUUAUGUGGAUCUGUUCUACAGACCAUUGGAUCUUCGAAUUGCACUGAUUGGUGUUGAAGUGUGGACAACAGACCAGAUUGUGGUCGAUGACAAUGCGUUGGCCACCAUGAAACGAUUCCUUACCUGGAGGAAAGCAAACCUUCUACCAAGACUACACAAUGAUAAUGCUCAGCUCAUCAUAGGCAAGAGCUUCAACAGUCUCAAUGGGCAGCUUGCUGAGUUUGGUUCCAUGUGUUCUGAGGAUCAUUCAGGAGGUAUUGUUCUGGAUACCACUGCGGAAAGUUUGGGCAUUGCUUCUAAUCUGGCUCAUGGCAUUGGACACAAUCUAGGAAUAGAGCAUGAUUCCCCAGCUCAAAAGUGUGUUUGUGCAGACAAAAAGGCUGACUGCAUCAUGGCAGAAGUCCGAGGGCUUCAGCCAGCACAGGUCUUCAGCAGCUGCAGCAAAGAUUCUUUCCAGCGAAGUCUAACUCGUGGUGUUGGGAUGUGCCUUUAUAACCUGCCCGAUCCCAGUUUGCUGGUUCGAGGACAAAAAUGUGGAAAUUCCUAUGUGGAUCCAGGUGAAGAAUGUGACUGCGGAAAGCCUGAGGAGUGCAUGGAUCCCUGUUGUGUUGCUUUACUGUGUAAAUUUCGACCCGGUGCCAAAUGUGCAUCAAAUGAUAUCUGCUGCAGAAACUGCAAAUUCGUAAAAGCAAAUCGAAUUUGCAGGAAACCCAUUGGAGAAUGUGAUUUCUCAGAGUAUUGCACGGGCGCACAUUCAAAGUGUCCCAUCAAUAUGUACAAGAAAAACUUUUACCCCUGUGCAAAUGGGACUUCAUACUGUUUCAAUGGCGCAUGCCAGACACUGCAGACUCAGUGUCAGAAUAUCUGGGGACCAACCUCCGCUCCUAGUCCCAUUUUAUGUUAUUGGUACAUGAACAUAAUAGGAAAUCAAUUUGGAAAUUGUGGCCGGAAGGAUGAUGGCUUCUUUGUGAGUUGCCCUAUAAAAGAUGUGAGAUGUGGAAAGCUUCAAUGCAAUGGUAAAGGCAUAUCACCAGCAAUUGGUGGAAGAACCGAAAAUGUUGUGUCCCAGUUCUCCAACAAAGGCCGGAAUAUCGAGUGUUAUGGAACAUAUUUCACAGGUGAUGCUGAAGGCAUUGAUCUGGUGGCAGAUGGCACUCCCUGCGGUUUGGGAAAGGCGUGCUUCAACACCAUUUGUCGUGGCGUGGCUGGUUUUGGUGUCGCCAAGUGUAACAAGCACUGCAAUGGUCAUGGGGUAUGUAACAAUAAUGACGCAUGCCACUGUGACCCAGGCUGGGCACCCCCAAAUUGCACCACUGCAGGACAAGGUGGCAGCGUGGACAGUGCAACAUGGUUUUCACAGCAGCCAGCUGAAAAGUAUGAACCUAAAACUCCAAAACCAACUGCUGUUAUUGAGAAUAAUUUCAUCUAUCCUAAAGUAAAACCCACCAGUCCAGGAUAUGUUUUUCACCUCUACCCACAGGGACUGUACAUCUUCUGA